Molecule: messenger RNA, 201 nt
Organism: Sphenostylis stenocarpa
Lineage: Eukaryota; Viridiplantae; Streptophyta; Magnoliopsida; Fabales; Fabaceae
Source: the annotation of a GenBank genome assembly
AUGGCUGAUUGGGGGCCAGUUUUUGUGUCUGUGGUGCUCUUCAUUCUCCUCACUCCAGGCUUGUUGAUCCAGAUACCUGGUCAAGGCAAAAUGGUAGAGUUUGGCAACUUUCAAACAAGUGGGGUAUCCAUACUUGUUCACUCCAUCAUCUACUUUGCUCUAUUUGGUAAAAACAAAACUGUGGAUCCAAUACAUCAGUAG